Molecule: messenger RNA, 1404 nt
Organism: Seriola dumerili (greater amberjack)
Lineage: Eukaryota; Metazoa; Chordata; Actinopteri; Carangiformes; Carangidae
Gene: rarb
Product: retinoic acid receptor beta
Exons: 8
Coding region: 1-1404 (467 amino acids)
Biological process (GO): retinoic acid receptor signaling pathway; cellular response to corticotropin-releasing hormone stimulus; regulation of transcription by RNA polymerase II
Cellular component (GO): nucleus; transcription regulator complex
Molecular function (GO): nuclear receptor activity; zinc ion binding; nuclear glucocorticoid receptor binding
Source: RefSeq, a predicted model, not a curated record
AUGUUUGACUGCAUGGACGUGCUGGCCGUGAGUCCCGGGCAGAUGUUGGAUUUCUACACGCCCAGCCCGUCCUCCUGCAUGCUGCAGGAAAAGGCUCUGAAAGCCUGCAUCAGCGGACUGGCGCACAGAGAGUGGCAGCACCGCCGGAGCGCACACUCCAUUGAAACACAGAGCACCAGCUCCGAGGAGCUCGUCCCCAGCCCGCCGUCGCCGCCGCCCCCUCCGAGAGUCUACAAGCCCUGCUUCGUCUGCCAGGACAAGUCCUCCGGAUACCACUACGGUGUCAGUGCAUGUGAGGGCUGCAAGGGCUUUUUCCGCCGAAGCAUCCAGAAGAACAUGGUGUACACGUGUCACCGGGAGAAGAACUGCAUCAUCAACAAGGUGACGAGGAACCGCUGUCAGUACUGUCGCCUGCAGAAGUGCUUUGCAGUGGGAAUGUCCAAAGAGUCUGUUCGAAAUGACCGGAAUAAGAAGAAGAAAGAGAGCCCAAAGCCGGACCUGGCAGAGAGCUACGAGCUGACAGCCGAGCUGGAGAGCAUCAUUGAAAAGAUUCGUAAGGCCCAUCAAGAAACCUUCCCCUCCCUCUGCCAGCUUGGCAAAUACACCACGAACUCGAGUGCAGACCACCGUGUGAGGCUGGACCUGGGCCUGUGGGACAAAUUCAGCGAGCUGGCCACCAAGUGCAUUAUCAAGAUCGUGGAAUUUGCCAAACGAGUGCCUGGCUUCACGGGGCUGACCAUCGCCGACCAGAUCACGCUCCUGAAAGCUGCCUGCCUGGACAUUUUGAUCCUGCGCAUCUGCACAAGGUACACCCCCGACCAGGACACCAUGACCUUCUCGGACGGGCUGACCCUCAACCGGACGCAGAUGCACAAUGCAGGCUUUGGCCCACUCACUGACUUGGUGUUCACUUUUGCCAACCAGCUGCUGCCCAUCGAGAUGGACGACACGGAGACAGGCCUCCUCAGCGCCAUCUGUCUCAUCUCUGGAGAUCGUCAGGACCUGGAGGAGCCCUCGAAGGUGGACCAGCUCCAGGAGCCGCUCCUGGAAGCUCUGAAGAUCUACGUGAGGAAGCGUCGACCCAGCAAACCACACAUGUUCCCCAAAACCCUGAUGAAGAUCACAGACCUGCGCAGCAUCAGUGCUAAAGGAGCAGAGCGGGUCAUCUCUCUGAAGAUGGAGAUCCCAGGUUCCAUGCCACCGCUCAUCCAGGAGAUGCUGGAGAACUCGGAGGGCCAGGACAGCCAGAGCAGCAGCAGCAGCAGCAGCAGCAGCACUUCAGCUGAGGCAGGCACCAGCCCCAGCAGCAAGGGCAGCCCCAAAGAGGACACCCCUGCUGUGGAGUCGCCGGAGUCCGUGGACACUGAGGGGGCCACAGCCACACCGCCCAGCGACGACCCCUAG